Cloeon dipterum is the source of this 2815-nucleotide messenger RNA. RefSeq names its product Fas associated factor casp (gene casp). Gene Ontology annotation, cellular component: nucleus; endoplasmic reticulum. NCBI's taxonomy places the organism in Eukaryota, Metazoa, Arthropoda, Insecta, Ephemeroptera, Baetidae. Gene Ontology annotation, molecular function: ubiquitin binding. The coding region runs from base 167 to 2083 and encodes 638 amino acids. The transcript is spliced from 12 exons. The record is from RefSeq and is a predicted model, not a curated record.
CAAAAAGCCAGCUGGAUUUGAACAAAAGCGAAUCGACGUUGGUAUUGGACGCGACGGACAAUGGCAGUCUAGCUAGCAAGCGAAUGCAAGAUCACGAUUAUACUGCUACAUGACUACCCGAGGAUCACGCGCUUUUAUUGAUUACGUCUAAACAAAUACCUCCAAAAUGUCCGAAAAUAGGGACGAAAUUCUUCUGGACUUUCAGGCAUGUACUGGUAUUGAAGACAUUGGUGAAGCUUUUUCACAUUUGGAAGCAGUACAAUGGGACCUCUUAAAAGCUAUUCAAAGAGUAAUGCCUCAAGACUCGCAGACUCUGCCUUCAGAGGCAACGGAUGAUAUUGAAAUGAUUGAGCCAGCGUUACCGUCAGCAUCAACAGCUCCCAAUGUUCCAGGCCCUUCAACAUCUUCAAGCUCAGAUAAAAUAACGUUUCACAUCACUCACGGGGAAGAGGAAGUUGAUUUUGUUCUAUCUAAGAAGGACCAAAUUGAAUGUUUGAAGAAACUAGUGGGGUCUAAAUUCAGUUUGCCGUGGUGCAGAAUUGAUCUUCAGGGAUGGAGGCGACCUCCAGCAUCAGACAAAAUAACCUUCGGGGACCUGCGGUGCCCAGUGUUUGUGCCGCUAGUUGUAGUUGUGCUCGACCCCUCUCCAGAUACAGCCUCAGCGUCUGAAGAAACAAAUCUAAUUGAGCGGCUCACGCAAACCUUUACACUGAACAUUACUUGCGAGACUACAAAGAAAAGCUACAAUCUUAAAUUUCCUGGAAGCAGAACUAUUGGUGAAGUGAAGCACGACAUCUUUGAGGUGACAGACAUUCCAGUCAGAUAUCAAAAGUGGAGUGGGUGGCCAUCCUCAGUUACAGAUCGGGUCACGUUGGCUUGCUCUGGGGUCGUUUACCCUGAACACAAUCUGACCCUUUGCAGGCAGCCUCCCGUAAAAGAAAGCAAGAAGCAGAAGCAACAAGUUGUGUGUAUCGACGACAGUGACAGUUCUGUUGGCGAUUAUGAGGAUGCUUCUGAGUCUUUCAAUGGCGAUGAUGAUAUGCUUUACAUGGGGAGCGUAGAGACCUCCAGAAAAGUUAGAAACCUCAUCCCUGAAGAGGUACACGAUGAAAUAGCUGGGUCAAUUUCCUUUAUGGAGGAAUAUGUUCAUCGGUAUGGUGAAGCUCACCCACUGUUUCUGCAAGACACCCUUGGAGAGGCCGUCAAGGAAGCAUUUAACAAAUCAGCCCGCGAGCGGCGACCUCUGGUGAUUUACAUUCACCACGACGGAAGUGUCCUUUCCAAUGUGUUCUGCACGCAAGUGUUGAAUUCGGAACCAGUUAUAUCCUACCUGAGUGAGCACUUUGUAAUUUGGGGAUGGGAUUUCACCCACGAGCAGAACAAACAGAUGAUGCUACGUGCAGCUUCUCAAAGUUUAGGACCCAUGGCAGCAAAUCUAGUUCGAAGCAUCGAUCUAGAGCACAUGCCAGCGCUUGUGGUCGCUAACAAAAUUCGGUCUUCAAUUGAAAUUGUUUCUGUUAUGCACGGACACCUAGUGGUCAAUGAGCUUAUAAGCAACCUGAUGCAGGUUCGUGACAGAUUCCUUGAGAGCCAGCAACAAGAGAUAAUGGAGGAGAAUGAACGCAUGGCACGCGAGCGAGUCCUCAGGGAGCAGGACGAAGCGUACCAGGCUUCGUUGGAAAUUGACCGCGCCAAAGAGGAGGCGAAGCGGGCGCAAGAGGUUGCCAAGGAAAAGGAGGAACAGAUGCUACAAUCACAGCAACGGCAGGAAGCAGCCAAAAUGGAGGCGCGCAAGGCCGAGGCCAGCUUAAGACUGCCGCUGGAGCCACCUGACAUUCCAGGCGACAACAUUGCCAGAAUCCGGUUUAGAAUGCCAUCAGGAGAGUUCCGCAACAGACGUUUUGAUGCUCACUCUCCAUUACAAGUGGUGUUUGACUUCUUGCUCGUAGAAGGCUAUCCUUCAGAAGAUUACAAAGUCCUCUCAAGCUGGCCUAGGAGAGACCUGACAUUAUUAGAGAGCAGCCAAACCUUACAGCAGGCGAGGUUGUGCCCUCAAGAAACUGUGAUCUUAGAAGAGCGAUAAGAAGUACUCAAUCCUGCACCCGUAUCUCUCAACUUUCCUCUCUUUCCGUCGCUAUUUAUUCAUCUGACUGUAAUUUAUUUUGCAACUAACUCUUGACUGUUGAGUCGUCACAAUUCCCACCAACUCUGGUCCAGAUGAAACCAGUAUCAGUCGGACAGCGAGGGGUUCUGUAAGGAGCGUUGAGCGGCUUGAAAUACUCGGGAGACAAGUGCAUCACAAGCUGCAUGCAUUCCAGCUUCCGUGGCACAGUCUCUUUGAUGCCUGAAACCAUACACAUUUCUCUCCAUUACUACAUGGAGGUAAUAGUUUGUUCUGCAAUGGCUGCAUCAGAUUCUAUUUGUAACAGCUUUGAUUUGUCGUUAACGUGACCAGACGCAGAACUCAAUUGUAUUUUAAUUUGUGUUCUGUGAAAUUCUCACUAAAUGGGUAUUGUUCCAAAACGUCAAAAGUGCUCAGGCCUUGUGCUGAGCCUGAUUGGGUGCCUUAUCAGUAUGACCAUUUGGACGUCUCUUAGAAGUGCGACAUCUUCAUUAACUGCAUUGAUUUGUGGGAACAUAUCUUUUUGCAUUGCAGAAUGAUCUAUCUGAAUUUUAAAUCCCAUUUUAUGUCAAGAGUUGGUGAAGUAAAUGAGUAACAACAUAGCACUGCAAAUCUGCUGGAAUUAUGUUCCAGAUUUUUUUUUUCGAAAAGACAUAGUGUUUUGCUAAUAAAAUAACUCAAAACCGAACCAAA